Theobroma umbraticum is the source of this 2824-nucleotide messenger RNA. Lineage: Eukaryota; Viridiplantae; Streptophyta; Magnoliopsida; Malvales; Malvaceae. The record is from RefSeq and is a predicted model, not a curated record.
GCCGGCCUAACGGAAUUAAACCCAGGGUUUUACGUAAGGAGGAAAUAAAGCAAGCACCGGCGAAGAUGUUUGUACGGAAAGCAGCGGUUAGUUUGCUAAGGGGAGUUCGCCUUCCUUCUCAUUCCAUCUCCGUUUCUGCUUCUGCUUCCCGACCAGCUAAGGCAACCGCCACUCCAUUGCCGUUUUCUCCUUCCAGCAAAAUAAAAUUCCCCUAUCAAAUUGGUUAUGGGAGCUCAUGGAGGAUGAACCGUGCUGAUCCUCCUAUGUGGAUUAUUCUGUCUGUACAAGCUGCUAUAAUUUUGGGUAUAAAUGUCAACCAUGUUUUAGCAGAAGAUGUGUCAACAAGUUCUGAAAGUGAUGAGCAAGGUGCUAAUAUUGUUGGAUUACGCAAAAUCGAGGAUGGCUCUGUGGUAUCCAAUAUACACACAUCUAAGUGGAGAGUUUUUACGGAUAAUGGGAGGGACUACUUUUUGCAGGGAAAACUAGAGGAAGCAGAAAAGUUCUUCCUUUCUGCACUCAAGGAAGCGAAAGAAGGAUUUGGGGAGAGGGAUUCCCAUGUUGCAUCUGCAUGCAACAAUUUGGCAGAGCUUUACAGAGUUAAAAAGGCAUUUGACAAGGCAGAACCUUUGUAUUUAGAGGCCAUCAACAUACUAGAGGAGGCAUUUGGCUCUGAAGAUAUACGUGUAGGAGUUGCCUUGCACAACCUGGGACAGUUCUAUCUUGUCCAGAGAAAACUGGAAGAAUCUCAGAUGUGCUAUGAGCGUGCUUUAAAGAUAAAGGGACGUGUUUUGGGACAUAGCAACAUAGAUUAUGCAGAUACGAUGUAUCACCUUGGCACGGUACUUUAUCUCCAAGGAAAAGUAAAAGACUCUGAGGCCCUUAUUCUGGAUUCUAUCAGAAUAUUAGAGGAAGGUGGUCAAGGGGAGUCAAUAGCAUGCAUCAGGAGAUUACGGUACCUGGGUCAGAUAUAUAUAAAAUCGAAUCGUUCUGCCGAAGCUGAAAAUGUACAGAGAAAGAUCCUUCAUAGUGUGGAAUUAUCUAAGGGAUGGAACUCAUUGGACACAGUAAUUGCUGCCGAAAGGUUGGCAUUAACAUUACAAUCAUCUGGGAGCUUAAAAGAAGCACAAGAACUUCUUGAAAGGUGUCUUGAUGCUCGGAAAACAUUACUUCCUGAAGAUCACCUCCAGAUCGGAGCCAACAUGCUUCAUAUUGCUAGGGUGGUAAUUAAUUCCAAUCAACAUAGGAGGAUGCAUGUUUCUGAUGCAAUUGCUGAGCUUGACAAGGCAAAAGGUCUUUUAAACAAUUCAAUAAGAAUAGCAUGGCAAGUUACUACUAAAUUGAAAAGACAAGAACGCAAGAAGCAAAGUUAUGGAGUUUCUGGAGAAACUGGGAGGGAUGGCCAUGCGGCACUGAUCAUACUGUUGCAGUCGCUUGAUGCAUUAGGGCUUUUGGAGAUUAGCCGUCAAGAAUUGCAGAAAUCAGGGGACAAGUCUUUAUCUUCUCCUGAGGCUAAGACUGCACAUUUUGAAUGCAUUUCUGCCUACAAAGAGUUUGCAACUGAAAGGUCAAUCAGUGAUUCUCCUGAAGAACCCAACUGCUACCUACCUCUCAGUUUUAUGUGGGGUCGAAUGCCCUUUUCUAUUGAAUGGUCCUAUUCAAUUCUGACAGCGGAGCAAAGGCCCAAAUUGGAUCACGAGAAAAAGAACACAAGCAGCUCCGAUGGAUUAGCACAGGUAAAAGCUGCUGCAUGGGCAUGGUACCAGCAUAGUUCUGGCUCGGAGGGGAAGCCCAUCCGAGAAUUCGACAUCACAAGAACAGAGCGAGCCUCCAGCUCCAGGCCUUCACGGUACAAGCUGGAAGCCAUGAGAAACAAUACACGCAAAGGGAAUCAUAGCAUGGAGAUGGAGGGAUCACCAUCACAAACACCUAGAUCCAGUCCAAGCAUCCAAAGCCAGAAUUCUCUCCUGGAUUCCUAUGAAACCGAAAGCAUUUCCAAGCGACUUAAUCAUCUCAUUGAGUUCGGUGGAAUCAAAUUUUACAAGGAGUUAUUAGGCAUAGAUGGUGAUUACCAUAAGAAUUUGUACACUGAUGGUGCUGGCAGUGGCAGUGAUAGGAAGAAAAAACCCAACAAGUACUUGAAAGGGUUUCUGCUAAGGCGUGCAGUGGUAUGUGGCAGAAGGCAAGACGUAGAUGACAGAGCAUUCAGGGAUGACCGGCGACGACCGGAAAAGCAGAUGGCCAACCCUAAGCCAGGGGGAGCAGCCCAUGGGUAUUGAGAAAUUUGCUUGCAGCGUCUAACCUUUUUGGGUGGUUCGGUCGUUGGCUACGUAUUUAAAUGUCUGCUGCUCAUACGUGUUCUUUUUGGGAAUUACAUGCAGCCUCUUCUUGAUAAACACAAAUGUCAAUAUACUCAAAUCUUGAUGUUUGAUUGGCUCAAACCCUGCAUGGAAAUUGUCUUUUAACAUGUCAACAUUUCAACAACAACCUCUUUAUUCUUUCAUACCAAAGGAAAAGUGAAAAUGUAAACACCUGGCUUUCAUAUGUUUCUUAUAUCUAUAUUAGGAUUUGUGUUCAUAGUUGCACAUGAUCAAGUCAAUGACAAAACAACCCCUCCUUUCAUUACUUGUCAAAAAAGUUUAACCAUUUGCUGAAAUUGAAAAGUUUUUUGUAAAAAAAAAAAAAAGGAAAAAAUGUUUAUGAAUAUAAAAUAUUUUACCAGUUAAUAAAAAUUGUAUAAAUCAAUAUUAAAUAACUUAGAUUUGAAAAGAGUGUAAAACAUUUUUCAUCUCUCGAUCUCUCUUUAUAAUAUUGAUAUUACUUUAAA